Messenger RNA from Dermacentor silvarum, 1125 nucleotides. RefSeq lists its product as uncharacterized. Bases 1 to 1125 code for a protein of 374 amino acids. The transcript is spliced from 4 exons. The record is from RefSeq and is a predicted model, not a curated record. NCBI's taxonomy places the organism in Eukaryota, Metazoa, Arthropoda, Arachnida, Ixodida, Ixodidae.
AUGAUGACUGGACCUGGCCAGCAGCAACAGCUGCAGAACGAGGACCGGAAGACCAAGGGGCAACAGCAGCAGCCCACACGCCAACAGCCCCAGCAGGCCUCCCGCAAGUCUGCCGAGAAGCAAAAUUCCACUUCUUCAGCCGGCACCGAUACCAAGGAUGUACUGCUUCAACUAAAAGAAGAACUCAUUGACACUGCCCCAAACCAAGGAGAAAAUAUCAUUCUGGCCUUGGACAUCAAGGGCGCCUUUGAUAAUGUGAGCCAUCAAGCCAUUCUCGACGUCCUCGCUGCUGCCCUUCACUGCGGACAGCGCACCUACAGUUAUGUUCAGGCAUUCCUGUCGGACCACACCGCCACGGUCGCUCUCGGGUCAAUCUGCUCAAACAUCACCAAGGUUCACAACAAGGGCACCCCUCAGGGCUCAGCAAUCUCCCCGCUACUGUUCAACUUAGCCAAUGUUGGUCUUGCGCACGAACUCCAUCGCAUUGAUGGCAUCCAUCACGCAAUGCACGCGGAUGACAUCACAAUCUGGGCUACGCGGGUGUGCCUUGGAGAAAAAGAUCAUAACUUGCAGAAAGCAGCCACCUGCGUCGAACAAUACGUACAGGCACGUGGCCUGGCCUGUGCAACCGAGAAGUCUGAACUCCUGAGAAUCUGGCAACACAAGCCCCCCCAUACGGCGCAGAAGGACCCAGGCUACAGCCUGCGCGUCGUUGUCGCCGGCCAACAAAUCCCAGAGAAAACCACCAUCCGUAUAUUGGGAAUUUGGAUCCAGUCAAACCUCCAUGUGAAUCACACCCUCAGUAUCCUCCGCACUACCACAUUGAAGGUUGCCCGAAUGAUAUCCCGGGUCGCCACUCGUCGCCACGGUAUGCGCGAAGAGGGCACCCUGAAACUCAUACGCAGCCUCGUGGACCAAGUGGAAGCCAUGCUCCGGAAGGCCUAUAAGGCGGCACUCAAGCUACCCCUGGGCACUCCCACGAGCAAGCUCCUCGCAUUGGGUCUGCACAACACCUAUGCAGAACUUUGCGAAGCGCAACUCGCCACGCAGCUGCAGCAGACUUGCACAAACACCACCGGGCUGCGCACUACUACGACGUCUCAGCUAUACCGGCCAGCUCCAUGA